AUGGCCAAGGGCAAACUAGAAGACGAUUUGAAAACAGAUCCUCCGUGCCACCCUAGGGCGGUGAAUUGCCUGCAAAAGCACAACUACAAGGAAGAAAAGUGCCAGUCAGCGGUAGACGCCCUGUACGAAUGCUGCAAUGCCUUCUACAAGGACAAGGGCGAUGACGCCAGCACGACAUCGUGCCCGAAACCGAAGCUACUGAAGCUGAAGAUGCAGCAGCGAGGGCAAAGUUGA
Molecule: messenger RNA, 234 nt
Organism: Cladophialophora yegresii CBS 114405
Lineage: Eukaryota; Fungi; Ascomycota; Eurotiomycetes; Chaetothyriales; Herpotrichiellaceae
Exons: 2
Coding region: 1-234 (77 amino acids)
Source: RefSeq, a predicted model, not a curated record